AUGGCGUCUCUCUCGGUUGCAGCGGCUUCGCCUUUGGCGGCGGCAAAAUCCCAGUGGGAUGCGCGCGUUUCCGAGCCCAUCACCAGAAAGCCGCACGUGAUGCCGCACACCAUGUCGUACUACACCAAGUGUAUGUUGGGAGGAGUGUUGUCUUGCGGCCUGACGCAUACGGCCGUCACCCCCCUCGAUGUGGUGAAAUGCAAAAUGCAAGUGUACCCUGAGAAGUACAAAGGUCUGGUCUCCGGCAUGCGAACAGUCGUUGCAGAAGAAGGCGCUGCGGGCUUGCGCCUCGGCUGGACGCCGACGCUCCUCGGGUACAGCAUGCAGGGACUGUUCAAGUUUGGUCUCUACGAGUACUUCAAGGACACGUACGGAAACCUGAUGGGAGAAGAGUUCACGGCCAAAAACAAGGGCGCUGUGUGGCUGGCUGCCUCUGCCUCCGCUGAGUUCUUCGCCGAUAUCGCUCUCUGCCCCAUGGAAAUGGUCAAAGUGAAGAUGCAAACGAGUCCGGCGGGAACGUGGCCAACUUCCUUCUCCCCUGCCCUAGCAAAGAUGAGCGAAAUGAAGAAGGAAACAAAGUUCCCGUUCGGAAGUGUCGUGCCUCUGUGGAGCCGACAAAUCCCUUACACCAUGGCCAAGUUUUACUUCUUCGAGAAGGUCGUCCAGCUCUUCUACGAUAACGUCUUCACCAAGCCCAAGGAUUCGUACAGCAAAACAACGCAACUCGGAAUUACCUUCGCCUCGGGAUAUCUCGCCGGUGUCAUCUGCGCCGUCGUUUCGCACCCGGCUGACACUCUUGUGUCCGUCAUGAGCAAGGCAGGAAACAAAGGAAAGAGCUUCGGCACCAUGAUCAACGAAAUGGGCUACUGCAACCUGUUCACCAAGGGACUCGGAACUCGAGUCCUCAUGAUCGGUACACUCACUGGUCUGCAGUGGUGGAUCUACGACAGCUUCAAGACCUUCAUGGGCAUGGGAACGACCGGCGGCGGCUCAGCUAAGAAAUGA
Molecule: messenger RNA, 1005 nt
Organism: Neospora caninum
Lineage: Eukaryota; Apicomplexa; Conoidasida; Eucoccidiorida; Sarcocystidae
Product: Mitochondrial phosphate carrier protein, related
Exons: 5
Coding region: 1-1005 (334 amino acids)
Biological process (GO): mitochondrial phosphate ion transmembrane transport
Cellular component (GO): mitochondrial inner membrane
Molecular function (GO): phosphate transmembrane transporter activity
Source: RefSeq, a predicted model, not a curated record